AUGACCACAAAACGUUCUCUGCCGAUCGAGCAAUACCAAGUGGGCGUCAUCUGUGCUCUUCGUCACGAGAUGACAGCGGUAAUCGCCAUUCUGGAUGAACGGCAUCAGCCGAUCACGAGUCAAGACAAACUCGAUCCCAAAAACUAUGUAGUAGGCCGAGUUCAUGAACAUGACGUGGUCAUUGCCUGCUUGCCGGCCGGCGUCUACGGGACGAAUGCUGCGGCAAGAGUGGCCAACGACAUGCCGAGGACAUUCACCGGACUGCGGUUUGGGCUGAUGGUGGGAAUUGGAGGCGGGAUCCCCAACCUACCCAAGGGUUUAGACAUCCGUCUCGGGGACGUGGUGAUCAGCCAGCCGGACAAAACGUUCGGGGGAGUGGUUCAGUAUGAUUUGAGAAAGAAUCUGGGGAAGAAGCAAUUUGAACGUAAAGGGUUUCUGAAACCACCGCCUCCCAUCCUACUGGCUGCACUUUCCACUCUGCAGGCGGAACAUGACCUCGAUGACAGUAAGGUUCCGGGGAUACUGGCAGAUAUGGCUAAGAAACAUCCUAAUUUGGUGAUAAACGGAUAUGGGUUUCCUGGGCGGGAGAACGACAAUUUAUAUUGCUCUCAAUGUGAUGGCCCUGGAUCUUCCGGUUUGUGCCAGUCGUGCACGGACGGGAAGAUCAAGAGACCGGCUCGUGAUGAUCGCCAUCCUGCAUUUUGGUACGGGGUGAUUGCGUCAGGCAACGAUUUGAUGAAGAAUGCCACGGAAAGAGACAGGAUAGGUCAGGAAUUUGGAGCGCUGUGCGUGGAAACAGAAGCAGCCGGGCUGAUGAAUGAUUUCCCGUGCAUCUUCAUUCGGGGCAUCUGUGACUAUGCGGAUUCUCACAAGAAUGAUGCGUGGCAGAAGUAUGCUUCUCUCACGGCGGCAGCCUAUGCUAAGGAAUUUCUUGACUACGUAUCACCUGAGCCGACCAGGCUAGAAACGCCGAUCCAAGACAUUAUUGAUUCUCUCGACAAGCAUCUCAAUAAGCAAUUGGGCUUAGUGGAAGAGCAUCUUCUCGAGGUUAGACGAGAAAAUGAGAAACAGGACCGGCGGUAUCAGAAUGAUAAACAGCGGCAAUGUCAUCGAGCAUUCAAGACCAGCAUGUACGAACAAUUUAAGGAUGUCAAUCCUGAUCGGGUGGAAGGCACCUGCCAAUGGGUAUUAUCCCACUCCCAAUAUCGGAAGUGGCUCACAACGACCCAUGAUGACCUACUCUGGAUCUCGGCGCAUGCGGGCUGCGGCAAGUCGGUCCUCGCCAAAUCGCUCGUGGACAAUGAACUUCGAAAUACUGAUCAGCACACUGUCUGCUACUUCUUUUUCAAGGACAAUGAAGAGCAGGACAACUUAGCCACGGCUCUUUGCGCACUACUCCAUCAAUUAUUCACUUACCAGCCUCAGCUAAUCUCACAUGCAAUUCCGGCGUGGGAGACGUUGGGCGAGAAACUCGUGAAGGAGAUACCGGAGCUAUGGCGGAUGUUGAUGGCCGCCACCAGAGAUUCUGAGGCUAACAAUGUGACGUGCGUGCUCGAUGCGCUGGACGAAUGUCGGCUUUCUGAUCGGCGGCUGCUAAUUUAG
Messenger RNA from Cladophialophora immunda, 1602 nucleotides. RefSeq lists its product as uncharacterized. NCBI's taxonomy places the organism in Eukaryota, Fungi, Ascomycota, Eurotiomycetes, Chaetothyriales, Herpotrichiellaceae. The transcript has 2 exons. Gene Ontology annotation, molecular function: catalytic activity. Bases 1 to 1602 code for a protein of 533 amino acids. The record is from RefSeq and is a predicted model, not a curated record. Gene Ontology annotation, biological process: nucleoside metabolic process.